AUAACAUUCACAGACGUAAUGAGUUGUAAUGGAGUGGAAGGAAGUCACUUCGUUCUUCGUCGUCCUUCUGUGCCGUUUUAUACUCUUUCUCUUCAUAAUAGUCCUAUCCUUGCUCAUUCUUGGUAUUCCAAACGUUAACACAUGCUUUUUAACGGUGAGUAUGUUAAAAUCAUUUCUUCUUCAAAGAGCUGAAUGUAGCGGGUUCAUUGUAUGAAAGUGGUUAUAAUUCAAAUACCCAAGCCCGCGAUUAGUCAGUAAUCAUUUGAGAUUUCGCUCAACUACGAGACCAUCGAAAACCAAACAUUCACGGCAUGAUAAAGCAGUCUGUUAUUUGUAACUUUUGAAUAAUCCAUGGAUCCAAGUUUUAUUAAGAGCCAUUUUUCGUGUCGUCACGCAACGUUCUUGAGUACGCGUGACGACGCAAAGAACUGCCAGAAGGCAAAAGAGUAGAGAUAACCUGAGUUCAGCUGCCCCCUCCCCUCAGCAAAAAACGAGCAUCUGAGCAUCCGGAACCCAUAACCCGCGAGAACUAAUGACGAAAGGUCACGUUAUGUGUACAAUCAUUUAUUUAUUUAUUUAUUUAUUUAUUUAUUUAUUUAUUUAUUUAUUUAUUUAUUUAUUUAUUUAUUUAUUUAUUUAUUUAUUUACUGUAUUUAUUUAUUUUAGAGUCAAACUCUACUAACAUAUCCUUUCUACCACGACCACCUCUCCACGUCGGCCUUUUGAUUUAAUCCCAGGAGAUAGUUCCUACCAGCGGGGGAAGAGGUACCCCAGUGGUUCUUACGUUUAUUGUCGUUGCAACCUCUCUAAAACGUAUCGGCCAUCCCUCCACUACAAAGACGAACAGUACUAAAGAAAAAAACCGUACUCCCAGCAGCGGAAGAUAGAACGGCCAUUUACUGAAUAAGAAGUGCUCACUAUGUUUUGUAAACAUUUUUAGUUAUUCUUGUUUCAUUGAUUUGAUAUACAGUAAAAAUCAGCGUAUAAGAACGUAAGUUUUUUCAAGCAAGGCUAAGAGGGUCUUAUAAAAAUGGUGCAAACUGGAAAAUUAGGAUACUCAGGUUCUUAAAGAGGUUCUGAUAUUAAAAAUAAAUAAGGUGUUUGUCAUUGGUGGAUGUGGCCCAUUUUGGGACUAUUUUUUGUAUUGCAUGCAUAAUAUGUUAUAAAAGUUCCUUUAAUCCAAGCAUGUUAAAGCCAUUAAUGAAGUUUAUAUAAAGCUAUGUAAGUCAAAUAGCACUUUGUCGCUGCGUGGCCAAACAUGUUACUUCUCAAAACAACAACCUGUUUAAAAAUUGUAGUCCAAAAGAGGUUCUUAUGUAAACGGGGGUCUAAAUGGACAAUCUUAGCCUAACAGGUUCUUAAAAUCUAGGUUCCUUUAGGCAGAUUUUUACUGUAUUUUUUCGUGCUACCAUGAGCAUUUUUGUGAUGAAACAUAUUCGUCAUACUGCACCUUCUCAUACUGACCACUUCUGUCCCCAAGGAGGCCGUUGUAGAGUGGUUAUGUAUCGGUCAAAUCGAAGCUUCAACAUGCCCCCCCCCCCCCCGGGCAUACCCCGGGCAUUUGACACCUUUGCCGUCCCGGGGAGGAGGGAAUUUGAUUAUCAGAGUCUUCCAGGGGGUGGGGAAUUUGAUCUCCAUGCUUUAGGGGUGGGGAAUUUGAACUGCACCUUCGAUUUCAUGUAAAAUCUUUGGCGUGGCGAGCUUUCAUGGGGGACGCGGUGUUAGGGGAUUUUCGUGGAAAAGAUUGUGCCUUUGUGGCCAAUUUGUUGCGAGGAAAGGGCUUAAACAAGCUUUGUGCCGUAUUUGAAGUAUUAAAAUUUUAAAAUUUUUAAUAUUGGAUUCAGGCUUUGAAUGUAUGAAUGUAUUUUAUUGUUGUGUUUACAAUGAAAGACAAUACCUAUAUCGGCGAUUCAAUACAACAACAUAAAAUAAAAUAAGAUAAAAAGCUCAGGUCAACUACUUUGACCUACUGCAAGUAUGUUAAUAAGGUGAACGAUGAUGCAUGUCAGUGAAAUGGUCAUGAUGUAGUUAUCUCAAUAGGUGGGAUCUUUUUUAUAGGACACUUUGUAUGUUGUAUGACGAAGAAAAGCUGAGCAUUCAGUGACCUUGUAGCAGCGAUUUCCGCCGCUUUGCACGAGACUUUUGUUCGUAGUAAAUACGCUAACAGUGUUUCUCAGUUUUUGUUAUAUUUAUAAAUAUUUUGUUCGACAACUGAAGGUGUUUCCGCCUUCCUUCUGUCAUUUUUUGCCUGUGAAAUGUCCCCGGGGUGGGGGCAUUUGAUCACCUGAAUGGACCCUAGUGUGGGGCAUUGGAACGGCAUUUUGGCCCGGCUAGGGGGGAAUUUGAACAAUAAUUUUCAGAAAAGUCAAAUGCCCGGGGGGUUGCCCGGGGGGGGGGGGCAUGUUGAAGCUUCGAUUUGACCGAUACAUUAUGGUGUUUAUGAACAUGCUUGUGUCUGUGUCUUGCCUUGGAUUUCAGGUGUUCAUGGCUUUCAUCAUUCCUUUACCGCCAAACUCAAUUUUAGUUGAUCCAAUUCAUUGCAUGUUGUCGAAAUUCAGCCAGGCUUUGAGGUUAGUAAAGUUAACUUCGAUUCACGAAUAUUAUCCUCAACGCUAGCCAAUUGUUUUAAUAUAGACAUGGUUUGACAGAAUGAUGAAAUAAGGCUUAUUCUAUUUUGCGAAACGAAACGAAACGAAACGAAACAAAAUAUAUAGGAAUUAGGAGAGGGAGAAAAAAAUGCUUAUUAACCUAAACACAGCUUAAGACAACAUUGACAAUGUGUUUGGAAGUAAUAGUUAACGAAAAAUGACGGAAUUUUACCUUUUUCGCAAAGUAGAAAUUUCAAUACAAUUACUAUUUUGCGAAAUGGCGUUUUUCAGCUUUAUUUAGCAAAUAUGUCCUUUUCGUCUGAAACAAAUUGUGUCCGCCGAUAAAAUGAUUAAUAUUUCGAAGAGUCUGGGGACUUCUCAUGUUAUUGACCGUGCUAGAACUCAUUUCGCAAAGUAGUAAUUUUUCCAGAAUUACUAUUUUGCGAAAUGGCGUUUUUUACCUAUUUUCCCCCGAUAUUUAGCAAAUAGGUCGUUCUCGUCCGAAAAAAAAUUGUAUCCACCAAUAAAUUGAUUAAUAUUUUAGAGAGUCUGGGCACCUCUCAUUUUAUUGCCGUACUAGAACUUCUUUCGCAAAGUAGUAAUUUUGCCACAAGUACUAUUUUGCGAAAUGGCAUUUUUUCACCUAUAUUUAGCAAAUAUGUCCUUCUCGACCGUAACAAAUUAUAUCCACAAAUAAAAUGAUUAAUAUUUCAAAGAGUGUGGGCACCUCUCAUUUUACUGGCCGUACUAGAGCUCAUUUCGCGAAGUGGUAAUUUUGCCAGAAUUUAAUAUUUUGCGAAAUGAGCUGUUUGUCGUCCUUUAAAUUUGUUUUCUUACCAUAGAAAUAAGUGUAAACAUAAAACUACUGAUCAAUUCCUAAAGACUCUGGAGACUUCUCAUUUUAUUUUUAGAACUCAUUAUUAAGUGCACUCAGCAAAAUCCACCAAUCACAGAAGUUAUCCCAAUAACCAUAGCAACAACCACAUACCCUAGUAAACUGGGAAUUCUCCAAAAUGGACGAAUUUGUGACAUUAGACUGUGUCUCUCAGAGACAAAUUGGGGAAAGUUUCCCUAAUUUUGGAUAAUUGGUGUUAAAAGCUCUUUUUUUCACCAAAAAACUGGAUGCAUUUAUUUUCUGGGAAAUUGCAAUGGUUACGAUUAAUUGGUACCAGGUCUUUAUGUCGUCCAUUUCGGUAAUCACUCGUAUGAUUACAGACCGAGUUGGACUCUACUCAGUCCUAUUACCGUUAUUAAAAAGUCGUAUUUAAAAGUCAUUUCAAAAUGUUGUAAUUUUGCAAGAAAUUAUUACUAUUCUGCGAAGCUAGCAAUUUUCACCUUUGCCGAAACAGGGCAUUCGUUUUCGUAUGAUCAUAAAUUGAUCAAAAAUAAAACAAUGUACAUUUGUACAUCUAUGCUAUAACCCCAAACCAAAUUAAUGCUAACGACUUACUGAAAUUUAAAAAGUUUAUAUUAUUUAAGUCGUUCCAUUAAAAAACUAAUAUAUCACAUUAUCAAAAAGUAUAAUCAAAAGAAAUUUCUGAUUUCAGUUAAAGAUUAAAAUAAGGGUUCUCAGUUCCCCGUUCUUAGUAAUUUGAUUAAAGUAUUCCAAAAAGUUAACCAGACUCAAAUAACUAAUUUUGGAUGUAUUAUGUGAUACGUAUAGUAGGAUGUUAUUUUUAUCAAACCAGUUACUUUUUUGGGAUAAAUUAUUCCCUUGAUCCUAUCAGCAGCAUUUACUAUUACGAUAAUCAUCUUAUUAUGUGCGCCAUUUUCGUUUAUGGCACGGUACUGAAAUAAAUCAUGAGAAAGAAAAUAAAUAACCUGGGAAAUACAAAUAUGCGUGCCUCACCUCACCACCAAAUAUCACCAGCUAAUAUAAAACUCAUUUUUGUUGCUGUUGUUGUUGUGAAAAUGUACUGGGAAUAAGGAACAGGGCCUAACGAGGAGCCUUUGAAGCUAUAGAGCGUCCAUCUCGUAAUCGGUAAUAGGCCCAAUGUCAUUGCAAGUUAAUUUUUAGACCAUCUAUAAUCCGCGCGCAAAAAAAAAAAAAGUAAAUAUUGGGGGGAAAAGGUUAAAAAACGCCAUUCGCAAAAUAGUAAUUCUGGAAAAAUUACUACUUUGCGAAAUGAGUUCUAGUACGGCUAAUAAAAUGAGAAGUCACCAGACUCUUCGAAAUAUUAAUAAUUUUAUUGGUGGACACAAUUUGUUUCAGACGAAAAGGACAUAAUUGCUAAAUAUAGGUGAAAAAACGCCAUUUCGCAAAAUAGUAAUUCUGGAAAAAUUACUACUUUGCGAAAUGAGUUCUAGCACGGUCAAUAACAUGAGAAGUCCCCAGACUCUUCGAAAUAUUAAUCAUUUUAUUGGUGGACACAAUUUGUCUCAGACGAAAAGGACAUAUUUGCUAAAUAAAGCUGAAAAACGCCAUUUCGCAAAAUAGUAAUUGUAUUGAAAUUACUACUUUGCGAAAAAGGUAAGAAUCCGUCAUUUUUCGUUAACUAUUACUUCCAAACACAUUGUCAAUGUUGUCUUAAACUGUGUUUAGGUUAAUAAGCAUUUUUUCUCCCUCUCCCAUAUAUUUCGUUUCAUUUCGUUUCGUUUCGCAAAAUAGAAUAAGCCAUGAAAUAAUGCUGAAUUUUGUGGUAAAAGCAGCAAACUUUGCACAGUUUAUGGCAUAGGGAAAAAUAGAGCUCAAUGGGAGUAGGUUCAUCUUCAACCAUCAUGAUAUUCCUGCGUGGAAACGAAGCCGACGCAAAAUAUUCGUAAUAACACCAAUCUAUAUCGUCUUUUCAAUAUCGUAAACGUACUCAUCUUCGCGCUGACUUAGCAGUGAUAAACAAAAAGCAUAAAAAACAGUGCAAGCAAACACUGUCACGUAGUCAUGCAGUAAUCGUGAUGCUUUUUAAGACCUUAAGUUUAUACACUUGAGGGUUUUCUAAUUCUCUACUGUAGAUUCAAGAAUCCACGCUCUGCUCCUAUGACAACUGUGACUUUCAGUUUGUUCAAUCAACAGAGCUUACACAGCGUAUGCAGUAGUGCUCACCGAAGUACAAAGGGUAACUUUCAUCACCAUACCCCAUUAUUUAUUGAGUGUAGUUUCGCAUGGCCGGCUGGAAUGUAUUCUACGUUACUUUGUGCAUCAUAUCAGGUAAGUUUUUUAACUCACCUCUUAAAAUCCUAGGCGAGCAUCUAUCAAUUAUCUCCACCGACAGACUAUUUACAGUCCCCUAUUUUCCCGGGGAGGCGCUCCAAAACAGAAUAAACCGGCCACUAAAAACUGUACAGCUACUGAAUUGAAGUGGUUCUAAAUGACCGCUUGAGCUUUAAAAUGCAUGCUAUGAUUAGCUUUUGGAAAUUUCACUCGUUUGACAGCGGUCAAAAGAGGAGAGACCUAUUUUGCUGCUCCCCAUUCCCCUCACGACCUCGCCUACUGCGAUCUUUGCUCUCCCCAUAUCUCUUAGAUCUUAUGUAUCGGUCAAAUCGAAGCUUCAACAUGCCCCCCCCCGGGCAACCCCCGGGCAUUUGACUUUUCUGAAAAUUAUUGUUCAAAUUCCCCCCUAGCCGGGCCAAAAUGCCGUUCCAAUGCCCCACACUAGGGUCCAUUCAGGUGAUCAAAUGCCCCCACCCCGGGGACAUUUCACAGGCAAAAAAUGACAGAAGGAAGGCGGAAACACCUUCAGUUGUCGAACAAAAUAUUUAUAAAUAUAACAAAAACUGAGAAACACUGUUAGCGUAUUUACUACGAACAAAAGUCUCGUGCAAAGCGGCGGAAAUCGCUGCUACAAGGUCACUGAAUGCUCAGCUUUUCUUCGUCAUACAACAUACAAAGGGUCCUAUAAAAAAGAUCCCACCUAUUGAGAUAACUACAUCAUGACCAUUUCACUGACAUGCAUCAUCGUUCACCUUAUUAACAUACUUGCAGUAGGUCAAAGUAGUUGACCUGAGCUUUUUAUCUUAUUUUAUUUUAUGUUGUUGUAUUGAAUCGCCGAUAUAGGUAUUGUCUUUCAUUAUAAACACAACAAUAAAAUACAUUCAUACAUUCAAAGCCUGAAUCCAAUAUUAAAAAUUUUAAAAUUUAAAUACUUCAAAUACGGCACAAAGCUUGUUUAAGCCCUUUCCUCGCAACAAAUUGGCCACAAAGGCACAAUCUUUUCCACAAAAAUCCCCUAACACCGCGUCCCCCAUGAAAGCUCGCCACGCCAAAGAUUUUACAUGCAAUCGAAGGUGCAGUUCAAAUUCCCCACCCCUAAAGCAUGGAGAUCAAAUUCCCCACCCCCUGGAAGACUCUGAUAAUCAAAUUCCCUCCUCCCCGGGACGGCAAAGGUGUCAAAUGCCCGGGGUAUGCCCGGGGGGGGGGCAUGUUGAAGCUUCGAUUUGACCGAUACAUUAACAUGUUCUUAAAAAGUUUUGACACGUAAUAGCAUGUUCAGGAAAAUCUUAACAUCCGUUUAAUGUGAAGGCCAUUAAACACCCUUCUUCUGCAUUAUUCAGCAUCCUCUUUCUGAUAUAAAACAAAGGUUUGUUCCCUCGUUUAUUUUUCUUUUUAAGAUUUACAAUACCUCAGAUGGCUUCCAAAAUUACCGCGACUUUGGUUGCUCUGAUGUUACCAUAUCUACGGCUUUUGGGUAAAAUUAUCAGAAUGAUCCUUGCAGGAUUGUGGUAUGUAUGCUACAUAAAACUUAACUUGCCGCCUAGGCGAGCGCACGCAAGAAAAACUCGGGGCUACGUGAGACCAGACAUGACGUAAACUCGUCCACGGUUUUUCUUUCGUGGUGGCGUUCUCAAACUUCCGUGGUUUUUCCUUUACUUACCUGUUUAAUUAGAGUCAAAAUUAAUAAACACAGAGUUUCUUUACACACAACAAGAGAGUGGUAGAGCCUGGUUAUACUAUUCAAUAACGCUGCAAAAACAUUGAAGGCCAUUUGUAAGGUUUGAGAUUAUCAAUAGUCGUUUUUCCAACGCUAAAAGUGUUAUUGUUACCACUAUUUCUUUUUAACUCCAUGCAGCUUUCUUGCAAAUAUUAUGGUACGAGUUCUGGCACAUUUAGCGUGGACGUCAUGGUCGCUUUUCAAAAUGGUUUCAUUUAGGAUGAUUCUUUUUCUAAGGUAAACGUCAUUUUACAGUUGACACUCAAAGUUCAUAAAUUUAGAUUAGAUGAAGGAUUUAUCUUUUGAAACUUCAUUCUGAUUGCUUUAAGGUAAUUGUGAGGAGCGAGACGUUUAACCAUCAGGGUAUAAUCUUCAAUGAUGAUCCCAUGAAACCAACAAGCCACUAUAGUGUAUCAAUAAAUUAUCGAUAGCAUAUCGGAUCUUCCAAGGUUUACGGCGCAAAAAUCUUUACUUUAGUCUCUGUUCCCUUUAUAAUGUAUAUAUUUGACUGGUACUGGCUUCCUGUAGUGACCAUAUGGGCUGGAAUCAGGAGCCAGGCAGCCAGUUGAUGUUUAGCAUUAAAUCACUUACAGGUCGGGUAAUUGGCCCAAACUCACAUAAAAAGUACAGACACACACAAAGGUAGAGAAAUGGUAAAAUAGGACACAAGAAAAUUGAAUAACGAUCAGCAAUUAUCACUUGCUGCAUUAACUCGAAAUUAUUUGGCAAACACAUUUUUCAGCCCCACCACCCUCUCCCAAUUUGAGAUCCCUCCAGCGUGAUUAUCAGCUAUAUUGAUAUUAUACUCCACUUUAGCUUUAUUUCAAGGCUUAUGAUGCGAGUGUUAGCACAUCUUCGAGUAUGGACAACUUGUUUGAUUUACAGACUGUUUCCUGUGAGGUUGAUUCGAUUUCUAAGGUAAAGUAUAAAAUACUAGUCGGCAGCUUUUAGUGAAAAAAGUUAGGUACAAACCAUUAAUUUGCCGCCCAUUUUGUUUGGGGGGAGGUGGGAGUGAGGUGGGGGGGGGGGGGGGAGGGGGGGGGGGACUUUUCGGGCAAACCUUUUUUUUUCGCCAAAAAAAAAGGUUGAACAUAUUUUUCUUUAAAAAACGUGAUACUUUUUUUUUCUUUCUUCAAAGGGGGGUUUUGUUUUUUUUCAACAUUUUUAAAUUGUUUUUUUUAGCGUUAUUUUUUUUUUUUUGAUGGUUUUGUAGGGGGUUUUUAGCACUUUUUGGGGGUAUUGUAUUUUUUUUUUUUUGUUAUGGUUUCUUUGUGGAUUUUAUUUAUUAUGAAAGGAAAAAAAAAAAAAAUAGGGGGGGGUUUUUGAGAAAAAAAAUUUGAGGAUAACACUAUUUGGUCCGCCGUUUUUGGUGGGGGGGGGGGGGGGGGGGGGGGGGGGGGGGGGGGGGGAAGAGAGGCGUGACAUUUCAGACUAACCAUUAAUUCUGCCUAAAAAUAACAGUUGAACGUAAUUUUCUCUCAAAACAGCUGAUACUUUUCUUACUUUCUUCAAAGAGGGGUUGUCUUUCUUGCUAAGCAUUUUAAAAUAGGUUUUAUAGCAGUUUUGCCCCGAAUAUGUGCCGCCCUCAAAAAACCUGAGAUCCUAAAACUUAAAUUAAGCCAUGUUUCUGAGGGGCUUUCCCCAGUAGAAUAAAAAAGGCAGAUUUAAUCGCUCUUUUCAAGUCGCGAGGCCCAAAAGCGCCGGCGUGAAGUUUUCGCGCAAAGCGUGGGAUUAGCCUCAGCUCUCCCCAUUAUUAUUCUCACUUUCACACUCGCUCCAUACGGCCGCUCUUUUACAGCUUAUCUUUCCAGUUUUUUCUGUUCGUCUUUUUUUGUUGCAGGAAAGCUUCUGGUAUGUUUUUCGUCGUUGGCAUUGCGGCUCUGUGUGCCCCUGGCCUCGAACCACUACCAAACCUGCUGCUAACUGGACAUCUGUACCCCGGCUCUCUUAUAAGGUAAAACAAAUGAAAGUGAUGCCUACCUGUGUUACGGUAAUCUCUGUCGAGCCUUUUUGCGCAUGGGAUAAGUGACAACAUCAAGCCCUGCACCAGAACCUUCCAGUGGAAAAGAAAAGAGGGCUACAUGGCCAAAGCGGAAAAUACGAUAAUAUUUUUUGUUAAAUAGCUGGCUGGAAAUUUCUUCCCAACAGAGCGCGCUCUCAUUGGUUACUUCGAGGUCACAUGACAUCUCACACUGAAACUGUUUCCCGCCAAAAUCUCAGAGCGGAGUGAGCUGGCAACAUUGCAAAAUCUAUGACGUCAGAGGGUAAUAGUACACUGUUACCCGCGAAUGUCGACCGAAGCAAAGUAUUAAAAUACUACGGUCAAUACCCAGGGGUGAUGUAAGGGUCCCAGGAGGGAAAACGUGCUACUUUAUGGGGCCCGCGCGCCCAUUUCGUAGCAAAACAUACCAAUGAAAAUAGUUUAAAAAUUUGUCAUUGUUUAAUGUUACGCCAAACACUUUGCCUUUAAGAGUGCACUUCUUAUGUUCCUUUACUUUUUUUAAGGUUUCAACGCUGCGCAAAGUACGAAGACAGCACUGCUUGUCACUCAUCGUUCUUGGAAUUUUCCUACACCGUCUGGAAUUUGACAAGAACUGGUCUUUUUGUCGUUAUGUGUUGGACUCUAGACUGUCACGCCUGGAUUCCACCACGGCGUGACUUCACAAGUAUCGUUGAAAGAUGCCUGGCGUUACACAACAAGACGUACUCACAGCUUUUGCUCUGUGCGGCGGGCCUUCCAUUGCUGAUGAAUGGACAUUGUCUGUCACAGACGGUUCACAAUAUACUCUGCACUGCAAGCCUGUUACUUUUUAUGGUCACCUUGAACGGGUAUCACAGCCGUACCGCGCUUAUGACGUAUUGCGCGUUAUGUUGCGUAGCAAUGAACGUUCAGAGCCUCUUGGUUGCAGUUUUCAAUAUCUAUAGGAACUUACAGACUCAAAAGAACGGCUACAUGGCAACUCUGUUGUAUAUUAUGCAACUUUACUUGACGUUUUUGGUGAUAAUGGAUAGUUGCACUCGGGUGAUGAGCAAAGUGAAGAACCCGAAACAAGAUAUCUUGGGAGAAGACGGCUAA
This is a messenger RNA of Porites evermanni, 10529 nucleotides long. The record is from the annotation of a GenBank genome assembly. Lineage: Eukaryota; Metazoa; Cnidaria; Anthozoa; Scleractinia; Poritidae.